UCUACAUCAGCUACAACAACAUCUACAUCUCACUCACCAACCACUGAAUCAACAUCUGAAUCAACAACACCAACAUCUACACCUUAUACAAUAAAACCUACAACUGAAUCAACAUCUCAAUCAACAACACCAACAUCUGCACCACAAUCAACAACACCUGCUCAAACAUCUACAUCUGAAUCAACAACAACAACUGAACCAACAUCUCCAUCAACUACAAAAACAUCUACAUCUGAAUCAACAACAACCACUGAACAUGAAUCUAUAUCGACUACAGAAACAUCUACAUCUCACUCACCAACCACUGAAUCAGCAUCUAAAUCAACAACACCGACAUCUACACCUCAACCAAUAACACCUCCUCAAAUAUCUACAUCUGGAUCAACAACAACCACUGAACCAACAUCUUCAUCAACUACUGAAACAUCUAGAGUUCCAUCAACAACAGCAACAACCUAUACACCAACAUCUACAUCAGCUACAACAACAUCUACAUCUCACUCACCAACCAAUGAAUCAACAUCUGAAUCAACAACACCAACAUCUACACCUCAUCCAAUAACACCUGCUCAAACAUCUAUAUCUGAAUCAACAACAACCACUGAACCAAAAUCUACAUUAACUACAGAAACAUCUAGAUUCCAUCAACAACAACAACAACAACAAAUAAUUCCUGCACUAACAUCUACAUCAACAUCUACAGCUUUAUCAGCAACAACCCCUGCACCAACACUUACAUCAGCUACAACAUCAUCUACAUCUCACUCACCAACCACUGUUCCAACAACAACCCCUGCACCAACAUCUACAUCAGCUACAACAACAUCUAUAUCUCACUCACCAACCACUGAAUCAACAUCUGAAUCAACAACAUCUACACCUCAAUCAACAACACCUGCUCAAACAUCUACAUCUGAAUCUUUAUCAGCAAAAACCCCUGCACCAAAACCUACAUCAGCUACAACAUCUACAUCUCACUCACCAGCCACUGAAUCAAUGUCUGAAUCAACAACACCAACAUCUACAGCUAAUUCAAAAACAACUUCUGAAACAUCUACAUCUGAAUCAAAAACAACCACUGAACCAAGAUUUCCAUCAACUACAGAAACAUCUACAAUGCCUUCAACAACAAAAACAACAACCCCUGCACCAACAUCUCCAUCAACUACAAAAACAUCUACAUCUGAAUCAACAACAACCACUGAACCUGAAUAUAUAUCGACGACAGAAAUAUCUACAUCUCACUCACCAACCACUGAAUCAGCAUCUAAAUCAACAACACCAACAUCUACACCUCAACCAAUAACAUCUGCUCAAAUAUCUACAUCUGAAUCAACAACCACUGAACCAACAUUUACAUCAACUACAGCAAAAUCUAGACUUCCUUCAACACACAGCUUUAUCAGCAAAAACCCCUGCACCAACACCUACAUCAGCUACAACAACAUCUACAUCUCACUCACCAAAAACUGA
Molecule: messenger RNA, 1473 nt
Organism: Sinocyclocheilus anshuiensis
Lineage: Eukaryota; Metazoa; Chordata; Actinopteri; Cypriniformes; Cyprinidae
Product: mucin-5AC-like
Exons: 6
Source: RefSeq, a predicted model, not a curated record